This is a messenger RNA of Diutina rugosa, 1377 nucleotides long. RefSeq lists its product as uncharacterized. The transcript has a single exon. Bases 1 to 1377 code for a protein of 458 amino acids. The record is from RefSeq and is a predicted model, not a curated record. NCBI's taxonomy places the organism in Eukaryota, Fungi, Ascomycota, Pichiomycetes, Serinales, Debaryomycetaceae.
AUGGCGGAGUCGUUUGAACUCGCCGAUAUCCCGCCCCCGGUACCCGAGAAGGACGAGGCAGCGCUCGAGCUGUCGCUGGCGUUGCGCUCACGAGUGAUGGCCCGUGAAAAUGACGGCAAACUUCACAGUGAAAGGAUGCAUGAAGUUAAACUUCAGAGCCAGCGGUACGACGUACUGUUAUACCGUAAAUUGACGGUUUCUUUUAUCCUUUGGCUCUUGAUGCUCGUGAUUAACAUGCUGGGUCUGUUUUCGUGUACGGGGGAUCUGUUGGCUUCAUGUUAUCCUCAGUACACUUUACGGAUCCAGGUCAUCAAUGAAUCAGGGAGAAAGACGUUACAUAGCAUCCAAUCGGGAUUGGAAGUGUUGCUGUAUUUUUCGAAAUCAGUCACCAGUGCCGAGGAGUCGAUGGGCGACCGGUUGGCAAGCAUGCUCGACAACUACCUUCACCUGGGUCCUGCCCCCAGUGACGAACCAACCCCCGAACCGAUACCCGAGGAGCCCAUACCAGAAGAGCCGCAACCGGAAGAACAAUCUGAAGAACAAUCUGAAGAAGAAGGAGAGGAAGAAGAAGAAGAGCAUACGCAUUUAGGGGGGUUGGAUAACGCCCCACGCGACCUUAGUUGGAUCAUGGAUAUGAUGAGUACAGCCACUCAUUGGUUAUCGGGCACCAACCAUUCCGAGGUGACCGAUACCUUCUCGCCGCGACUGAGCUUUUGGUUUAACUUCCACGGCUUUUGUCGCUACGACCACGAACGAUUCUCGAAAUCGUGUGAAAGUGCCCCCGGGAUGGAUGUAUUCUCACUGGUGGUGAGAGAUCUUGGCAUCCAGUUCGCUGUUCAUGCUAAUAACGAAGACCCGGAAACGGCAUCUAAACGAAUGGUAAGAAUCUACCAACGCAUGGUGGACAAUCUCAACGACCGGUACGAUAAGUUGUUGCAGGACGACAACAAGGCCGGCGAGUACAAUAUGAAGAGCUACAAAGACGUGAGGUCAUUACGCAACGCUCGCUACUUCAGUGAGUUCUCGAUGGUGGUGGUGCUGAUCGGGCUCUGGGUGUCGAUCAUCGUCACCGUCGUCUGUGGCCACUUGCUCAUGCUGUACUCGAGUGAAUUAAACUACUUCCAAUGGUUUCAGCGGCACAUGAACCUUGUGACUAAACUGUUAGUGGUGCUUACGUUGGGUUACUUUUUGAUGGAGUUACCCACGUUCCUCGGCGACAUGUACCUGUACGUCAAGCUCCGCAAGUUAUUCACCAAAUUAGCCAUUGCCGACUUUAACAUUGGCCUAGGAUUUUGCUUUACGCUUACCAACGUGUUCCUUGGAGCGGUACAGCUUUUGAUCCAACUCCGCAUGCUCCAGCGCCACGUUAAACUUUGA